This is a messenger RNA of Radiomyces spectabilis, 2786 nucleotides long. RefSeq names its product glycosyl transferase. The coding region runs from base 39 to 2717 and encodes 892 amino acids. Gene Ontology annotation, cellular component: cytoplasm. Gene Ontology annotation, molecular function: pyridoxal phosphate binding; glycogen phosphorylase activity. The transcript has a single exon. Gene Ontology annotation, biological process: glycogen catabolic process. The record is from RefSeq and is a predicted model, not a curated record. Lineage: Eukaryota; Fungi; Mucoromycota; Mucoromycetes; Mucorales; Radiomycetaceae.
GCAAAAAGGGAUUAUCCCAUUCUCUUUUCUCAUUUAUUAUGAGCCAUACACCUACCAGUGUGCCCGGAACUCCAAAGCGUCGCUUGUCGAUGCCCAAAUUGACUAGACGUUUAACGAAUAUCGUUAUUCAUGUCGACGAGGACAAUGCCAAGGACGUUGAACCCGUCACAACUACCUCUGUCCCUACCCGUUCUUCUCGUCGUGAACCCUUGAGUGAAGAACAUACCAAACAAUGGAGAAAAUGUAUCCCCAAACCAAAGAACGAUGUCGACUCUAUCCAGGAAGAUAUCGUCCACCAUACGCUUAACACCGUAUGCCGUGGUGUCUACAACCUUGACAAGUUAGCCGUGUAUCAAGCUACGGCUUACUCUGUCCGUGACCGUUUGGUCGAAGAAUGGAAUCUUACCCAGGAAGGCUUGCACAAGAGCAGCCCCAAGCGUUGCUACUACCUUUCCAUGGAAUUCUUGAUUGGUCGUGCCCUUGACAACGCUUUGAACUCCCUUCAUGUUUCCGACAAGUAUAAGGAGAGUGUUCAAGGUCUCGGAUUCCGUCUCGAAGACUUGCUUGAACAGGAAAAUGAUGCUGCCCUUGGUAACGGUGGUCUUGGUCGUCUCGCUGCUUGCUACAUGGAUUCCGCUGCCACCCUUGAGUAUCCUACCUGGGGUUAUGGUUUGCGUUAUCAGUACGGUAUCUUCAAGCAGAUCAUCAAUGACGGUUAUCAGAACGAAAUUCCCGAUUACUGGCUCAAGUUUGAGAACCCUUGGGAGUUCCCUCGUACCGAUAUCUUGUACGAUGUCCAGUUUUAUGGUUAUGUGGCUACCAAGAUGAACGAUAAGGGUGAGUCUCGUCUCUCGUGGGAAGGCGGUGAAAAGGUCCAAGCCAUGGCCUACGAUGUCCCCAUUCCCGGUUUCGCUACCAAGUCCUGUGGUAAUAUCCGUCUGUGGCAGAGUAAGCCCAAGAACUCUUUCGACUUCGCCUCUUUCAACGAAGGUGACUAUGACAAGUCCGUCCGUGAACAGAAGAACGCCGAAAACUUGACUUCCGUGCUUUAUCCCAACGAUAACCAUUUGGUCGGUAAGGAGUUGCGUCUCAAGCAAGAAUACUUCUUUGUCAGCGCCUCGCUUCAAGAUAUCAUCUACCGUUUCAAGCGUUUCAAGUUGCCUUGGUCCGAGUUCCCCAACCAAGUCGCUAUUCAGCUCAACGACACACACCCUACUCUUGGUAUUCCAGAAUUGCAACGUCUGCUUGUUGAUGUGGAAGGUCUUACUUGGGAUGAUGCUUGGGAGAUUGUCCAGAAGACAUUUGCUUUUACCAACCAUACCGUGUUGCCCGAAGCUCUUGAACGUUGGUCGGUGCCCAUGAUGGAGCAUGUUUUGCCUCGUCACAUGCAGAUUAUCUACGAUAUCAAUCUUUUCUUCCUGCAGCGUGUGGAACAAAUGUACUUUGGCGAUCGUGAACUCCUCAAUCGUAUCUCCAUCAUCGAAGAAAGCAAUCCUCAACAUGUUCGUAUGGCUUACUUGGCCGUGGUCGGUUCCCAUACUGUCAAUGGUGUUGCCGCCCUUCACUCCGAUCUUAUCAAGAAGGAACUGUUCUCUGAUUUCAUCAAGUAUUACGGUCCCGAAAAGUUCAUCAACAUUACCAACGGUAUCACCCCCCGUCGCUGGCUGUACCAGGCCAAUCCUUCCUUGCGUAAUUUGAUCACCGAAACCCUGAAGAGCGAAGAAUGGGUGACCAAGCUGGAUCUAUUGCAAGGUUUGAAGAAGUAUGCCGACGAUGCCGAUUUCCAAAAGAGGUGGAUGGAUGUCAAGCACAAGAACAAGGAACGUCUCGCCAAAUGGAUUCAAAAGAACAUGGAUAUCACCGUUUCCCCCGAUGCUCUGUUCGAUAUUCAGGUCAAGCGUAUCCAUGAGUACAAGCGUCAAUAUAUGAACAUUUUGGGUGUUAUCUACCGUUACCUCCAGUUCAGAAGAAUGGAUUCCGAAGAGCUUGACAAGCAAAUCCCCCGUGUGGUCAUCUUUGGUGGCAAGGCAGCUCCCGGUUACUACAUCGCCAAACUCGUCAUCAAGCUUAUCAACAGUGUCGCCGAUGUCGUUAACAACGAUGUUUCUAUCAAGGACAAGCUCAAGGUUGUCUUCAUUCCCGAUUACAACGUGUCUCUGGCCGAAAUUAUCAUCCCCGCAAGCGAUCUGUCUCAACAUAUCUCGACGGCCGGUACCGAAGCUUCUGGUACCUCCAACAUGAAGUUUGUUCUCAACGGUGGUCUGAUCAUCGGUACUGUGGACGGUGCAAACAUUGAAAUUCGCGACGAAAUUGGUGAAGAAAACAUCUUUAUGUUUGGUACCUUGGCCGAUGAAGUGGCUGAUAUUCGACACAACCAAAAGUUCUACGGUGUGCUUGUGGACAGUUAUUUGCAGCAGGUGAUCGACGCUAUGGAGUCUGGCAUGUUUGGUGAUCCAUCCAUCUUCAACCCCCUGAUCAACACUUUGACCUAUGGUGGUGAUUACUAUCUGGUUUCGGCCGAUUUCGAAUCGUAUCUCAAGACACAAGAAAAGGUCGAUGCUUGCUUCGCAGACACUCAAGCUUGGGCUCGCAAAUCUAUUAUGUGUACCGCUGGUAUGGGUUACUUCUCUGCUGAUCGUGCUGUACGGGAGUAUGCCGACAAGAUCUGGAAUAUUAAGCCAUUCCCUGUUGAAAAGUUUGAAAAGAAGGAAGAUUAGAUUCAUUAGACUUGCAUUCUCAUUCUUUUAUUUUUUUAUUGUAAUAAAACAUCGAAUUUUUACCUGCUU